Molecule: messenger RNA, 4520 nt
Organism: Solea solea (common sole)
Lineage: Eukaryota; Metazoa; Chordata; Actinopteri; Pleuronectiformes; Soleidae
Gene: rfx1a
Product: regulatory factor X, 1a (influences HLA class II expression)
Exons: 18
Coding region: 210-2924 (904 amino acids)
Biological process (GO): regulation of transcription by RNA polymerase II
Cellular component (GO): nucleus
Molecular function (GO): RNA polymerase II cis-regulatory region sequence-specific DNA binding; DNA-binding transcription factor activity, RNA polymerase II-specific
Source: RefSeq, a predicted model, not a curated record
CUCCCAGUGUUAGCUAAGGUUAGCAUUCCAAGCUAGCAUUCGUAACGUUAAGGAGCCGAUUCUCUUUCUUGAAUGGCGUAGUGUGAGUCCGUUUCUCAUUCGAGUGACAGCGAACCGUGCCUGCCAUGACGACGCAGCCACAGAUGCAUACUCAAGUAGGCCGUUGUUAUGGCGAUGUCAAAUGCAAAGGGUGAUUCCCAGCUCUCAUAAUGGCCACCUCAGGCUAUGUGGGUGAGAUCCAGCCAGCAGCGCAAUCCCAAGGAACUACUGUCACUGUCAUAUCAGGGCAAACCAGCUCCACCACUGCAACUGCGCCUCAAUUCCUGGCUGAGAUUCAGACUACCGUGGCUACUCCUACGGUUGUCACACCCACAUGCCAAUCUGCACCCACUGAACAAGCCUCGUCCAUUGCUGCUCAGAAGUCUGCAGCUGGUGGUCAAGCUCAGUCCACGGCGCAGGUCCAGUCAGCUCAGACUCAGUAUGUGACUGCAGAAAUCCAGAGCUCCCCAUCACAGUCUGGAAAUGCCCAAAGCACUCCUCAGUACAUUGUUGUUACAGUCACAGAGGGCUCCCUUCACUCAAGUGACAGUGUGUCGGACUCUAGUCCACCUCCAGCUGUGGUGCAGACAGGAGUUCCUACACAAGUUGUUCAGCAGGUACAGACGGCUCAACAGCAGAGGUCUGUGGUGCAGGCCACCUCUCAGAUAGCUAAGACCGAGCCAGGAACCCAGCUCAGUGUCACCAGUCUACAGCCUGUUCACAUCAGUCAGGAUGUCCAGCAGCUCACACCAGUGCCAGUCCAACAUGUUUACACCAAUCAAGUGCAGUAUGUCGAAGGAGGAGACACCAACUACACCACCAGCACCAUUCGCUCCAGCGCCUUCCCUUACACUGACACACCUCUGUACACCCAAACCACAGCUGCCCAGUAUUAUGAAGGUCAGCCAACAUCAGGCUCACAGGCUUCUACCCCCGGCACUCCUUUAACGGUCUCUGUGACCACUGGCACGACGGGGGGCGUGUCCAUGUUUGUGGCCCAGCCUACAAGUGCUGCCGGGGGAGGGGCCACAGUGGUGACCACGGGGGGCACCACCAACGGGGCAGGGGAUGGGGCAGGCACCAAUGGUGGCACAGCAGGCAGCUAUGUGAUCCAGGGGGGUUACAUGUUGGGCGGCAGCAGUGGAGGGGCAGCCGGCAACAGUCAGAACUACUCACACACUGCCCGCGCCUCCCCAGCCACUGUGAGUAUUACAGAGGGCGAGGAGAGUAGCGUGCCGUCGGCAGACAAGAAGGUACAGUGGUUGCUGGACAACUAUGAGACAGCUGAAGGAGUGAGUCUGCCACGUUCCACCCUCUACUGUCACUAUCUGCUGCACUGUCAGGAGCAGAAACUAGAGCCCGUUAAUGCUGCCUCUUUCGGGAAACUGAUUAGAUCUGUGUUCAUGGGGCUACGUACACGACGCCUCGGCACACGGGGUAAUUCAAAAUACCACUACUAUGGACUGAGGAUCAAGGCUGGCUCAUCUCUUCUUCGUCUGAUGGAAGACCAGCAACAUCUGGCCAUGAGGCAGCAGCCCUUCUCGCAGAAACAGAGGUUGAAACCUGUGCAUAAAGUGGAAGGAAUGACCAAUGGCACAGCGUCAGGAGCCGGCCAACAGCAGCAACAGCAGCAGGGGUCAGGGCAUGUGGACAUCAGCACCCAGGUUCAGCAGUACCAGCAGUUCCUAGAUGCGUCGAGAGCUCUCCCAGAGUUCACAGACAUUGACCUCCAGGGGAAGUCUCUGCCAGAGGGAAUCGAACUGGAGCACAUAAAGAGCUUUCAGCUGCUGUACAGAGAACACUGUGAGGCCAUUCUGGACGUGAUGGUCAACUUGCAGUUUACCCUGGUGGAGACGCUGUGGAAAACCUUCUGGAGGUUCAGCCAGAGUCAGGCUGGAGAUGCCACUUUGGCCGUUCAUGAUGAGUCAGAGAAGCGUCUGCCUAAGUCCUGCCUGGUGUUGCUGUGCAAGUACGAGCCUGUGCUGCGCUGGAGCCGUGACUGUGACAACAGUCUGUACCAGGGCCUGGUGGAGAUCCUCAUCCCUGAUGUCCUCAGACCCAUCCCCAGUGCCUUAACUCAAGCCAUCCGCAACUUUGCCAAGAGCCUGGAGAGCUGGCUGACCAAUGCUAUGAUGAACAUCCCAGAAGAAAUGGUCCGCAUUAAGGUGACUUCAGCCAACGCAUUUGCUCAGACACUGCGUCGCUACACCAGUCUGAACCACCUCGCCCAGGCAGCACGUGCUGUUCUGCAGAACACGGCCCAGAUCAACCAGAUGCUCUCUGACCUCAACCGUGUCGACUUUGCUAACGUCCAGGAGCAGGCGUCGUGGGUGUGCCGGUGUGAAGACCGCGUUGUCCAGCGGCUGGAGCAGGAUUUCAAGUUGACCCUGCAGCAGCAGAACUCUCUGGAGCAGUGGGCCGCGUGGCUGGACGGUGUGGUCUCCCAGGUCCUGAAGCCCUACCAGCACAGCCCAGCCUUCCCCAAAGCUGCCAAGCUCUUCCUGCUCAAGUGGUCCUUUUACAGUUCCAUGGUCAUCAGAGAUUUGACCCUGCGCAGUGCAGCCAGUUUUGGCUCCUUUCACCUGAUCCGCCUACUCUACGACGAGUACAUGUACUACCUGAUAGAGCACAGAGUGGCCCAGGCUAAAGGAGAAACCCCCAUUGCUGUCAUGGGAGAGUUUGCAAGUCUGGGCCGGGGUCUAAACCACCUGGAUCCCGACAAAGAAGAGGAAGAGGAAGAGGAGGAGGAGAGCGACGACGAAGGUCAGGAGCUGUCCCUUCAAUCAGACGCGGCCGUCCUGGGAGAGGAGUCUCUGGAGCCGCCUGCUAAGCUGGCCAGAACUGACCAGAGAAUCCUCUUCACAGCCGGGCAAGCUGACAACUAAUGACACUGCGAGAGAGGUCGCUUCAUUUUUUUGACCCCCACACACACACACACACACACACGCACACACACACACACAGACACACAGAUGUACAAAGAACACUAAUUUAUACACUUGACACAUGUAUAUAGAUCUUGUAAAAGUGUGUGUGUGCACACUCUCGCCAACUGUAACUUUCCCACUUGUGUACACACACACACACACACACACACACACACACACACACACACACACACACACACACACACACACACACACACAUGCACGCGUGCACAGUCAAAACAGACAUAUACAAACAUAAGUGCUGCUGCCUGGAUGGCACAACUACCUGUUCACAUCACUGACUCACUCGAUACAAAAUCAUUGACAUUGCAAUAGGAUGUGGUUUCAAAAAGCCUGACUGUCACAGUGCAGUGCAAAGAGGAACACAGAAUUUGAACGCUCCAUUGGAUGGAAGAAAUAAAUAAAGCCACGUGUGUGUGUGUGUGUGUGUAGUUUUUUUGUGUGCGUGUUUGUGUCUCAUUGCAUUACAAACUGUGGCCUCACCGGCUCCUUAUUUAGAAUCCCCUGCUCACUCGAAACCCACCUGAAACUGUCACUGCCGUACAAAGUGAUCUUGAAAAUACUGUGAUGUGUGUAAAAAAAACAAAAAAAACACAAACAUUUAUUGGUUAGUAGUUCGUGGCUGGAUUGAAUUAAUUCAUUCAUAUUCAUAAAGGGGGAAAACGCAUUAGUGAAAGACAGCGUGUGUGUGUGUGUGUGUGUACAUGUGUUUUUUUUGUCUUCUCUGGGUCACACCGCUCUGUUGUAACCUCUGGAGGCUGACUGAACAUUGCUUUUCUAAUAUGGUGUGUGUGUGUGUUUGUGAUGGUGAGUUGUGUCGACUGUAGAUAUUUUCUAAUGCGGUCAAACAUUCUUGAUUUGGGAGAUGUGUAGAGUUUGAUUUAAUCCUCGUGUAAAGGAAAAUUGUUGUUUUGUGUGUUUUUUGGAGUGCCUGUCGCAGCUGCUACACACACACUUGUAAAGAUAAAAACUACAGCUGAGGAGGGGCCUCUCAUUAGUUGCUGCAACAACAAAAAAUAUACCGUCUCUUUUAUUGAUCACGUUUCCAUGAGAGAGGUACUGUACUGUGUGUCAUAAUAUUUUAAGUGCUUCAUCCCUGUCCAUCCAGCAAGUUCCUGUGUUGCCUCAUUUUCUGUUUACAUAUCAUUUUUUUCUUGCCUUAUUGUUUUUUUCCUUAUGUGUGCCAAACCUGUUUUCCUUUGGUCCCGGGCCCUUUCGUUUUUCGAUUUUCUCUCUAUGUUUUAAGGAGGUCUGUGCCUGAGUAAGAACGGCGAUAUAUUCUACUGUAUAUUUAUCCACUAUUUUGAAUUUCGUUGUCACUAAAGUGAAACUCUCGUGCCGUGUUAUGGUGCUGUGUUGUCACACAUUGUAAUCAGCCUUUGUGUGCGUUAUUGAGUUGUGAUUGUACUCUUCAGUUACCAGUCCUUUUUUUUCCCAUACCUUAAGACGUUUCCAAAAACCGACUAAGGCCCCGCCUCUUUGCACAUGUUGUCUGAUCUCAAAUGUUUAAAGACUUAUUUGUUGGUUUUUUUU